GCGCUCUCCCUAGAGCGGCGGGACUCGCUGGUGCCGGGCGCGGCCAUGCGGGACCCGAGCCCGACCCCAACCCUGAGCGCGAGCGCGCCCGCGACCCUGACCGCGACCCCUCGCGCGGCGCGGCUCCCCCGGCGGCGGCGGCGGGCGCGGGGCGCGCUCUGAGGCCCGGGGGAUGCGCGGCCGCCCCGACCAUGGGUGCUGCCGCCUCCAGAAGGAGGGCGCUGAGGAGCGAGGCCAUGUCCUCGGUGGCGGCCAAAGUACGAGCAGCCCGAGCAUUCGGAGAGUACCUGUCCCAGAGUCACCCUGAGAACCGCAACGGCGCAGACCACCUGCUGGCUGAUGCCUACUCUGGCCACGACGGGUCCCCCGAGAUGCAGCCAGCCCCCCAGAACAAGCGUCGCCUUUCUGUCGUCUCCAACGGUCGCUAUGAAGGCAGCCUCUCAGAGGAGGCCUGUGGAGGGGAGCCGGCUGGUGAGGGCCCCCAGCCCCGUGUGUACACCAUCUCUGGGGAGCCAACUCUGCUCCCCAGCCCCAAGGCCGAGGCCAUCGAGCUGGCUGUGGUGAAGGGACGGGGCCCACGGGAGCGGCACCAUCACCAUCAUAGCCAGCCCUUGAGAGCCAGCCCGGGUGGCAGCCACGAGGAUGUCAGCAGGCCCUGCCAGAGCUGGGCAGGCAGCCGCCAAGGUUCCAAGGAGUGUCCUGGAUGUGCCCAGCUGGCCUCCAGCACCUCCCCUCAGCCCUUUGGGCUGGACCAGCCACCUCUGCCCGAUGCCUCUGGCCGCCGCAAGAAGCUGGAAAGGAUGUACAGUGUUGAUCGAGUGUCUGAUGAUGUCCCCAUCCGUACCUGGUUCCCCAAGGAAAACCUUUUCAGCUUCCAGACAGCAACCACAACUAUGCAAGCCAUCUCGGUGUUCAGGGGCUACGCAGAGAGGAAACGCCGGAAACGGGAGAAUGAUUCCGCGUCUGUAAUCCAGAGGAACUUCCGCAAACACCUGCGCAUGGUCGGCAGCCGGAGGGUGAAGGCCCAGACGUUCGCUGAGCGGCGCGAGCGGAGCUUCAGCCGGUCCUGGAGCGACCCCACCCCCAUGAAAGCCGACACUUCCCACGACUCCCGAGACAGCAGUGACCUGCAGAGCUCCCACUGCACGCUGGAUGAAGCCUUUGAGGACCUGGACUGGGACACUGAGAAGGGUCUGGAAGCCAUGGCCUGCAACACCGAAGGCUUUGUACCACCCAAGGUCAUGCUGAUUUCCUCCAAGGUGCCCAGGGCUGAGUAUAUCCCCACCAUCAUCCGCAGGGACGACCCCUCCAUCAUCCCCAUCCUCUAUGACCAUGAGCAUGCAACCUUUGAGGACAUCCUGGAGGAGAUAGAGAAGAAACUAAACAUCUACCACAAGGGUGCCAAGAUCUGGAAGAUGCUGAUUUUCUGCCAGGGAGGCCCUGGACACCUCUACUUGCUUAAGAACAAGGUGGCCACCUUUGCCAAAGUGGAGAAGGAAGAGGACAUGAUCCACUUCUGGAAGCGGUUGAGCCGUUUGAUGAGCAAAGUGAACCCGGAGCCGAACAUCGUCCACAUCAUGGGCUGCUACAUUCUGGGGAACCCCAAUGGGGAGAAGCUAUUCCGGAACCUCAGGACCCUCAUGACUCCUUACAGGGUUACCUUUGAGUCCCCACUGGAGCUGUCAGCCCAAGGGAAGCAGAUGAUCGAGACCUACUUUGACUUCCGGCUAUACCGCCUGUGGAAGAGUCGUCAGCACUCGAAGCUGCUGGACUUGGAUGAAGUCCUGUGAGGACCAGGGCUGCUGUCCGGUCACCACCAGGCCACUUUCUCUGGACCAGGGACUUGGGGCUGGGCUGCCUCUUCCCCCAGACCACACAGUCCUGGUCUUGCCCAGCCGCUUCAGGGCACCUCAGACGUUCUCAGGUUCUCCCGCGUGGUCUGGUUCUCGCUGUGCUGAUGGGGCAUGAUGGCCCCAGUCCCUGGGGAGGCCAGCAGACGGGCAGUGGCCAGGCACUGACCUGCCCAUGCCUCGCCUGGAGGCUGCAGCCCUGGGAAUCCAUCCGCGGGGUCUAUAGAAAUAAGUGCAAUUUCCUACACCUGAAACAAUUCAAAGGGAAGCAGUGUUACUAGUUAGCUAGUCAAGUACUGUGCUGCUAGUUACAGCAUAGGCAACAGGCCCAGCCACCCAGUGUGUGUUCUGGACCCUCUGCCCCUCCCCCCAGCCCUGCCGUAUUUGAUCACCAGCACCAGGGUGGCCAUCCAAGUGGGGCCGGCCUGAGCCAUCAGCCUGGCUCUGUCCACGCCGGCCAAGUCUGUCUGUGCUUUCACUCCUCCCACCACCCCACCCCGCUUACUCUGACCUCAGCCGGCACUGGACCUGGCAGGGGCAGCCUGGGCAGCAAAAAAGGAAGGGCAGAGCCUCCCCUUCCUUUCAGAGGCCACACUGGGCUACAGCCUGCUGCCCAUCUCUCUGAGCCCACCCAGCACUUUCAGCGCUGCCCAUCAGGAGGCCUCAUGCCUGCUCAGAGGUUUGGGGGCUCAGCAGCUUGGCAGGCCCUGGAAGGCAGGAAGCUCACUAUGCACGGCAAUGGGCCUCCCAGGCCUGAGCCAAGGGGCUGGUGGCAGAUGGCGGGAGCUCCCCCACUUGGCAGGGGGUUCACAGCCUUUUCCAGGGUCUGGCAGGGUGGGCUCUUUUGUAUAUAGCUGGGGCUAGGGGGCAGGCCCCCCUUUUGCAGAGCCAGGGGUCUGAGGGCACUUGGCUUAUGUCCCUAGCCAAAAGGGGCUGGGGGGGGGGGCUGGCUCUAAACAAUGUUCAAUUAUCCCUAGUGAUCAUUAAACCUGACUCUUCCCCCGCGGCUACCA
This is a messenger RNA of Otolemur garnettii (small-eared galago), 2863 nucleotides long. It is a transcript of the gene NSMF, whose product is annotated as NMDA receptor synaptonuclear signaling and neuronal migration factor. Gene Ontology annotation, molecular function: protein binding. Gene Ontology annotation, cellular component: cytoplasm; nucleus. Gene Ontology annotation, biological process: regulation of neuronal synaptic plasticity; positive regulation of neuron migration. The record is from RefSeq and is a predicted model, not a curated record. The transcript has 16 exons. NCBI's taxonomy places the organism in Eukaryota, Metazoa, Chordata, Mammalia, Primates, Galagidae. The coding region runs from base 192 to 1790 and encodes 532 amino acids.